CCUGAUCCACUCCCCAUUGGUCACUGUGAGGUUUCUACAGCGACUGUGUCAGUUAACAAACAUGACUGACACUCCAGGGAACACAGACAAACACAGGCAGUGUGACACCCACAUUCCAACUUUCUCAGACAGACAUCCCAUGAUCCCCAAACUCUACAUCAUGCCGUGGAAACAAGACAUGAAGAAUCAAAAACUCCUGAAGAAGAAUGCAGCACUGGCAGGGAUCCCUGUGGUACCUCUGGAGGAGUCGCUGUAUUAUGGUGGUUGUGAGCGACUCUGUCACAAUAAGGGAUCCACCUCUUCAUCCCCCUCUUCCACAAACUCCACCUGUCUGUGCCAGAUGGGAUUGACAGCUCAUCGCUCCUCCCACUUGUCGAGGUACAACAGCUCAGUGGUGACAACCAAGCAACUUUUCCAGACAAAUACACAAGAACAAUGAGACAACACAUGCUGA
Molecule: messenger RNA, 454 nt
Organism: Thalassophryne amazonica
Lineage: Eukaryota; Metazoa; Chordata; Actinopteri; Batrachoidiformes; Batrachoididae
Product: testis-expressed protein 43-like
Exons: 4
Coding region: 62-439 (125 amino acids)
Source: RefSeq, a predicted model, not a curated record